Messenger RNA from Pelodiscus sinensis (Chinese soft-shelled turtle), 1786 nucleotides. RefSeq names its product leukotriene C4 synthase. Gene Ontology annotation, biological process: leukotriene biosynthetic process. Gene Ontology annotation, cellular component: membrane; nuclear envelope; endoplasmic reticulum. The record is from RefSeq and is a predicted model, not a curated record. Gene Ontology annotation, molecular function: leukotriene-C4 synthase activity; glutathione peroxidase activity; glutathione transferase activity. Lineage: Eukaryota; Metazoa; Chordata; Testudines; Trionychidae.
AAAACGACCCGUUCCCGCGUUAGCUUCCCCCUGGGCUGAGGUUGCUGCCGCCGCCUCCUCCCCACCACACACUCGUAAACUCGCUCCCUAGGGGGGCUGGCCACGGCUGCAGCGACCCGGCACUUUCCCUGCCUGCUGGCUGCUGCUAGCCCUGCAGCGCGCAAGGGGUUAACCCGUGCCGGGCGGAGGAAGCACAGGCUGAGCGCGGAGCAGUAAGGGGAGGCCGGCUGGGUUGGGUCCGCAGUCCCUCGCCUACCUGCACUUGGGACGGGUCUUUCGUUCCAGCGCCCCUAGGAGCCAACAUGCUGGAUCAGAUCGCGCUGCUCGCUGCUGUGACCCUGCUGGGGGUCUUGGAACAAGCCUAUUUUUCUCUGCAAGUGAUCUACGCCAGGCGGAAGUACAAAGUCUCCCCUCCGGGUACUGCAGGCCCACCGGAAUUUGAGAGAGUCUUCAGAGCUCAGGUGAACUGCUCGGAAUACUUUCCAAUCUUUCUGUCUGUCCUAUGGGUGGCAGGACUCUUCUUCCAACAAGCUGUGGCUGCUGUCUGUGGGCUACUCUAUUUGUAUGCUCGGUACCGGUACUUCCAGGGGUACACGCUGUCUGCUCAGGGAAGAUUGGCCCCAAUGUACUUCAGUGCCAAAGUGCUGUGGAUUUUGAUUGGUUUGGCUACAGUUGGGCUUUUGAUCCACUUCCUGCCUCUCAGUUCUUUUGUGCGGACAAUGGAAAUGCCAAGCCAAUUGCAACUGCUCUUCUCAUGGUAAUCAGCACCUGGGACUUCUGAGUUAACCCCUCCCCUCAGCAUUGCCUGCAACUCUUCCAACUGAUGAGAAUCUCCCCACUAAAGCAGGUCAAAAUAGAGCUAGAAAGCACAAGUGCUCUAUGGCUGAAGAGAUCUAAAACCCUUCCAAAUUUUUCUUCACUCAUUUGUCUCCUGUGUCAAUUUGGGGGCGGGGGGAGGAAGAAAAUGGUCCUGUCCUUCUUUCUCUCUUCACCCCAGCAAGUUACACUUACCAGAAAACAGUUUUAGGCUACAUUUACACUACUGUGGGGAUCCAUCUUCUGACAUUGAUCCACUGGCAGGUGAUUGAGUGGGUCUAGUGAAGACCUGCUAAAUCAACUCCAGAUUUUUCUCCAGUUGACCUUGCUAAAUUAAAUUAUUGGAGAUUGCCUAUUGCCUAAAACUGGAAGGGACCUUGAAAGGUCAUUGAGUCCAGUCCCCUGCCUUCAUAGCAGGACCAAGUACCCUCCCUGACAAAUUUUUGUCCCAAAUCCCUAAAUGGCCUCUGCAAGGAUUGAACUCACAGCCCUGGGGUUUAGCAGGCCAAUGCUCGAACCACUGAGCUAUCCCUCCCCCUAUUUCUCUUCCCAUAUUCCUUUUGGCUGGGGUAGUCAACAGGAGAGUUUCUCUCAUCAACCCCCAUCCUCCAUCAGCAAGUCGACUGAAGGUAGUGUAGCUGUAGUCUUAGUUACAAGUGAUGAAUAGCCCAAAAUUACACUUCCCUUAUUUGGUUCUCUCGUCCCCAUCUAAAAGUUCUGUGUAUACAUAUAGAAAAGCACACGCUUGCUAGAGAAGCUAAGGACAGAUAUUAUUGGCACAUGCUUUUCCUACCCAUCCCCUCCACACCCCAUGCACUAGCUGAAACUAAGGAUUUUGCCAGGCGAACCAGCUUGGCUUUAUUAUUUUCACAAAAGAUCCCUUAUCCCUCUUAAAAUGAGGGAUAAGGGAUCUUUCGGAAAAGGCUUUAUUAUUUGCCAAAAGAUCCGCAUCUAGCCUGGCGCUUUUUUC